AUGAUCCCAGCAAUCAGGCGAGUCAGCGGACCCAGCGUGGAGCGACCAGGGCGAAAACUAGCUUGCUGGGGAGGAAGUUGGGCUUCAAGAGUGCCGCGGGUGCGUCGUGCCACAAUUCUUUCCACGAGCUUGCGCGGGCAGCUGGUGAGGGCGACGGGCCGAAGCGGGGCGGGAAACAUUUGCCGGCUUCCCAGGCUUGAGGGGUGGGACAAUUGCAAUGCCCACUUUACGGGAAGCCGGAACGCCACCGUCGCCGAUGCUCCUGUUGAAUGCGGCCGCGAGUUCCUUGCAGGCGGCGAGGGGCAGUUGGCGCAGGGCCUCGCAGUGAAGCGCACCAAGCCCCGGCGCACUCCGGAGACGCAUCUCCCGCGAUGCAGCGCCAAGCUCCGCAAAGGGAAAUCAGACGUGGCGGCGCACACUCCCGCCAAGGUGCCGACGCGCUCCUUUGUGGCGGUCGGUUGGCCAUCCGCCGCCACAACCGGAAACUGGCGGGGCGCGGGCGUAGACUGCCCUGGCGAGGCCGCAGCGUGCCGCCUCCGCCGGCGCCGGCCGGGAGCACCGCUCCUUCCAGCGAGCAACCGCGACAUUGCGGAGACGCGUUCGUCGCCGCUCCAAGGCGGUCCGUUUCGGCGUCCAAAACGGUGGGCGUUUGGCCACCGCAUGAGGCACAGUGCGCUUCACUGCUCCGCGGACCACGACUGCAAACUGCCGAAUACCGCCGUGAGGCGGGCCCCCACUAAUCGACUCGCACAGAGCACGGCAACGUGA
This is a messenger RNA of Trypanosoma conorhini, 768 nucleotides long. RefSeq lists its product as uncharacterized. The transcript has a single exon. NCBI's taxonomy places the organism in Eukaryota, Euglenozoa, Kinetoplastea, Trypanosomatida, Trypanosomatidae. The record is from RefSeq and is a predicted model, not a curated record. Bases 1 to 768 code for a protein of 255 amino acids.